Drosophila busckii is the source of this 1493-nucleotide messenger RNA. RefSeq names its product zinc finger protein interacting with ribonucleoprotein K (gene ZIPIC). Gene Ontology annotation, biological process: regulation of transcription by RNA polymerase II. The record is from RefSeq and is a predicted model, not a curated record. Bases 171 to 1475 code for a protein of 434 amino acids. NCBI's taxonomy places the organism in Eukaryota, Metazoa, Arthropoda, Insecta, Diptera, Drosophilidae. The transcript has a single exon. Gene Ontology annotation, molecular function: RNA polymerase II transcription regulatory region sequence-specific DNA binding; DNA-binding transcription factor activity, RNA polymerase II-specific. Gene Ontology annotation, cellular component: nucleus.
AUCGACGUGACGUUUCUAUUUUCUCGUCAGUUUGCAACACUGUAACAAAACUGUUGUGGAUAAUACUUGCUAAUUUUACAAAUUCCAGCACUAGAUUGAAUCUUGCAACACUUCUAAAUGAGCCAAACAACUUAGAGAAAUAUAAAUAAAUAAAUUUAUAAAUAAAAAAGAUGAAUAGCUGCUGCAUUUGUCAGUUUUCUGUACGAAAUCCAAAAGAUAUACACACGGAAACACUCGGUAAGCCGCCCAUAUUGCUCAGCGACCUGGUGCUGCAGUGUACCAAAGGCACGAACUAUGUGCUUGGCGAGAACACCUUAAUAUGCAAAAAAUGCUAUGAGAAGCUCUCACGCUAUCACAAAUCCUUACAAAUUGCGCGAAAACAGCGCCAGGAGAUUUUGGAUCUUAUACGCGCGUCAUACAUAGUAAAAGAUGCGCAACUAAAAGAUGAGGAUGAGGAUAAAGAAGAAAACGGCCAUAUGACCGUUGAGUUGGUGGAAGCUGUAAAUGUUGCUGACCUAGAAGAAGCCUGCAAUCCAACAAUUGUGGAUCUUUCCGGAGCCGUACAUGCCUUAGAAGUUGUAGAGGAGGAAGAGGUGGAGGAGGAACCAGAAAUGCAAGAAUACUUGGAAAAGGGUUCAGAUGACGAUGAAUUGGAGUUUCAGUCAGUUAAUUUGGAGCUAGACAUUGAGAAUGAGAUCAUUAUCAAUGAAGAAGCGCCUGAAGCGGAUAUUGAGAGCGAGGACAAGGAAACAAACCCUGAACUGGACAGGGAUAUGCUCAGUGAAUAUGAGGAUCAAACUGAUGGCACCAUAGAAUAUCUCAUAUCGGAGGUUGACGAUCAGGACAGCUCCGGUGAUUACACAGUAAAUAUACAAUGCCCCAGCUGUCCAGAGCAGUUCAGCAGUCGUCGUGCCUAUAAUGCUCAUACCAAACGUGAACACUUUCCCGGCUAUGUAUGCGAUCAAUGCGGGAAAACGCUACAAUCCUAUUCGGGCUUUAUAGGACAUCUGCAAAACCAUGAGCCGGUUAAGCAGUUUGAGUGCCCGCAUUGCGGCGAACGUUUCAGUCGCAAAUUUCGACUCAAGCAUCACAUGGCCUGGCAUACUGGCGAAACGCCCUACCAGUGUGAUGUCUGCUCCAAGCGAUUUGUGCAUAAAGUGGCGCUCUAUAAGCACAAAAUGAUACACGACACUGAGUCCAAGCGUCUGGAGUGUCAAGUGUGCGGCUUUAAGACGCGCACCAAGGCACAUCUGGACCGGCACUCACGUUCUCACACCGGCGCCAAGCCCUUUGCCUGUCCUGUAUGCAACAAGCGUUUCUCCCAAAUGUACAAUAUGAAGGCGCAUCUGCGGGAGCACGAGAAUCCUGGCAGCACUCGACAUCGGCGCUUUCACUGCACAAAAUGUACGCACACCUUCAUCAACGAGCAAAACUAUGCGAGCCACUGUGAGCGGAAUGAUUGUACGCCAGUCUAAAGUAAUUACUAAUAUACU